AUGAAACUGGUUUGGUCUCCGGAGACUGCAUCGAAGGCUUACUUAGACACCGUUAAAUCGUGCGAGAAUCUCGAAACGCCGGACGCAGCGGAGCUAAUAGCGGCGAUGGCGGCAGGAUGGAACGCGAAACUGAUCGUGGAAACUUGGUCAGAAGGAGACUCAAUAGCCUCGAGUAUUGGCUUAAACGUCGCGAGCCAACACGCAAACGCUAAACAUAUAUGCAUCGUACAAAACUCGAGAUCGGAAUCCGCUUAUCUCCAAGCCAUCCAAGAAUCUUCAUCUCCCUUGAACUUACCAGAGACGAUCGUCUCCGAAGAGCCAGAGAACGCGAUGAAGAAGCUACAAGGAGUCGAUUUCUUGGUCGUGGAUUGGCGAAACAAGGAAUCUGCCGCGGCUGCGUUGAGGAACGCUGCGUUUGGAAGCAGAGGAGCGGUUGUGGUUUGUAGAAACGGGUAUUCGAGAAGUGCUUCGGGUUUUAGCUGGAGACGAGCUUUAAGAGAUCGGAAAGUUGUUAGAACGGUGACUCUACCGGUCACCGGAGGUAUUGAGAUUGCUCAUGUGGCGGCAAAGAACUCGGGGAAGAGUGGGAACAAGAAGAGAAGAUGGAUCACACAUAUUGAUCAGAGAUCAGGAGAAGAACACGUAUUUAGUAUUUAG
Thlaspi arvense is the source of this 657-nucleotide messenger RNA. The record is from the annotation of a GenBank genome assembly. Lineage: Eukaryota; Viridiplantae; Streptophyta; Magnoliopsida; Brassicales; Brassicaceae.